Messenger RNA from Macrosiphum euphorbiae (potato aphid), 924 nucleotides. The record is from the annotation of a GenBank genome assembly. NCBI's taxonomy places the organism in Eukaryota, Metazoa, Arthropoda, Insecta, Hemiptera, Aphididae.
AUGGGAUGCUUUGCACAUACUUUAAAUUUAGUAGUUCAAUCGGCUCUUACUUUAGAAAGUAAAGUUAAGACCAUCGUCACACAUUUUCGAAAAAGUACAGAAGCCAAUAAUAAACUGAAAACAUAUCAAUUCAAUAAUGGCGUAGACGAACCAAAAAAAUUGCUACAAGAUGUUCAAACACGGUGGAAUGCCACAUAUUAUAUGUUACAACAUUUUAUAGAACUAGAAAGUUCCAUAAGAGGGACAUUGGGGUUGCUCGAUAAAGCACCUCAGAGUUUAAAUUGUGAUGAAUGGACAUUAUUAAAAGAAUUGUGUACUGUACUUAGGCCUUUUGAAGAGGCUACUAAAGCAGUAAGUGGUGAAUCUUAUAUAACUGCAUCAAUUGUAUUGGCUCAAGGUUUAUUAAAUGCAUGCAAAAAAUUGUCGACGAUGAAAUUUCAAAAUAGAACACAUACUAUUAUAAAAAAACUUAUUAGUAAUAUGGAAAAUCGUGAUGCAUGGAAAAAUUUUGACAUGAAAAGAUCCAAACAAAUUGAUGAACAAAAUCAAGACCAACCUGAAUAUAUUAGUGCAGACACUGCGUCAACGUCAAAUAGUCUAUCGAUUUGGGAAACUAUUGACACUAGCGUAGCUAAAUUAAUGCCUUCAGGGACCUCAAAGUCACGUGCAAUAAUUGAGGUUCAAAGGUACUUGGAAGAUGGUAUACUGAAAAGAAAUUUAGAUCCACUUAAAUGGUGGAAAGAUCAUAGAUAUAACUAUCCUUACUUAAGUAUUUUAUAUAAGAGGACUUUAUGUUGCCUUGGUACUUCAGUUCCUUGUGAGCAUAUUUUUUCAAAAGCCGGACUCAUUUUAAAUGAUCGUCGUUGUCGUCUCAAAAGUGACAAAGUAGAGAUGUUAUUGUUUUUAAACUAUAAUUCAACAUAA